AUGAUACAGAUAUUGAUAGUAUUUGACUGUAGUAUGUUGUCUAGGAUAUUCAACCAGACGAAUGUUUUAGUCAGAGUACCCAACACAUUCUUGAUCCUCGGUGGAAUUGUGUUUGUUCUUCAAGUUAUUGGAAUUAUUUUGACGUUUCCACCACCAAUGAUUGACUAUGAAGAUUUGGAUUUAGUAACAAAUUCGUCCAGCCGUAAAGAAGCUGACAAUAAGAAACCACUAGAGAUAAUAAAAGACCCAGGUGGAAUAUUAUUGUGGUCUGUAACAUUUCUUACUAUACUAAUAUUUUGGGGUGUUCAGUUGAUUUAUAAGAAUUUUGGUCAGACAUUUAUAUCUGAUGACCAUUUUCUAUCGGCGAUUGGAACUUCAGGAUGUGUUGUGUCGGCUGUUUAUAGAGUUAUUCUUUCACUGCUAGCAGAUAAAAUAGGGACGAAGGGUAUAGUCGGGUUUAUUUUCCCAUUAAUUAUUGGCUUAUUGAAAGAUAUAGGCUGGGAGAAUACAAUUUUUAUACUUGCUGGACUUUCUACUCUCGGAUUUGCGUGUUCGGGUUUACUCAGAUUGCCUUGGCUGCCAUUCAGAAAUAAACCACACCCUCAUCUAGACCUUAAUUCAAUGGACGACAAGAAGUAA
Molecule: messenger RNA, 639 nt
Organism: Lottia gigantea (owl limpet)
Lineage: Eukaryota; Metazoa; Mollusca; Gastropoda; Lottiidae
Exons: 7
Coding region: 1-639 (212 amino acids)
Source: RefSeq, a predicted model, not a curated record